UCCAAACGUGGAGGGGUGCUGGACCCAACAACCCUGUUCCAUUGCUUCGUCCCCGGUCUUUGGCCAGUGGACCGGUCCUGGGGGUGGGGUGGUGUCGACCCCCGCAGUUGAGGGAGCUGUCUAGAGGGUCGGUUGCAUCCUCCCACCAACCGACCAGGAGCUAGAGAUGCUCUCAGGCUGUCGUUUUGCCAAGUGUGAGAAGGCGGCUUGGAGAUGGAAAACUUCAUUCUGUACGAGGAGAUUGGCCGGGGAAGCAAGACCGUUGUCUAUAAGGGACGCCGGAAGGGAACCAUCAAUUUUGUAGCUAUUCUUUGCACUGAUAAGUGCAAAAGGCCUGAAAUAACCAACUGGGUGCGCCUCACCCAUGAAAUUAAACACCAGAACAUUGUCACUUUUCACGAAUGGUAUGAAACCAGCAACCAUCUCUGGCUGGUCGUGGAACUCUGCACAGGUGGCUCCUUAGAAAUGGUAAUUGCUCAAGAUGAACACCUCCCAGAAGAUGUUGUGAGAGGGUUCGGGCUCGACCUGGUUACCGGACUGCACCAUCUCCAUCAGCUUGGCGUUGUCUUUUGUGACCUUUCUCCUGGGAAGAUACUCUUGGAAGGGCCCGGCACACUGAAGUUCAGUAAUUUUUGCCUGGCCAAAGUGGACGGCGAAAAUUUGGAAGAGUUCUUUGCUCUGAUGGCAACCGAAGAAGGCGGAGGUGAUAGCGGCGAAAAUGCUCUGAAGAGAAACAUGAAAAGUAGAGUCAGAGGGUCACUUGUAUAUACGGCACCGGAGAUCGUAAAGGGCGGUGACUUCUCCAUCGCCAGCGACCUCUGGUCUUUAGGCUGUCUGCUGUAUGAGAUGUUCGCAGGAAAACCUCCAUUUUUCUCAGAAAGAGCUUCAGAAUUAAUUGAAAAGAUUUUUUAUGAAGAUCCUUUGCCACCUAUUCCAAAAGAUUCUUCUCUUCCUAAAGCUUCUUCGGAUUUUAUUAAUUUGCUUGAUGGUUUACUUCAGAAAGAUCCUCAGAAAAGAUUAACUUGGGCAGGUCUACUGCAACACUCAUUUUGGAAGGAUGCUUUCACUAGAAAAGAUCAGGACUCGGGCGCCGAGGAUUCCGGCAUCAGAAACCUGGUGGAGUGCUCUGGGUCCCAGGGUCCCAGGGAGCUUCUGAAGAGCCCUCCGAGUGGACAGGCCCUGGGGGAGAGGAGCGGCCAGCGACCGCGUCACUCUUUGAGACCAGAAAACCCAGCCGAGCUGCGGCCCAAGAACACUCUCGGGGGUCAACAGACCGAGUCCAUGUUUCUUCUCAGUUCCCGCCCCACUCCAAGGACCAGCGCGGCAGUGGGCUUGUGUCCUGGCGAGGAUGCCGUGCAGCACGCCCCGCAGAAGGCCUCUCCUUUGACCAAGACCACCAGUGGACACCUGAGUCAGCAGGACAUGGAGUCCCAGAUGAGAGAGCUUAUCUACACAGACUCGGAUCUUGUUGUCACCCCGAUUAUUGACAACCCGAAGAUAAUGAAACCGCCACCGAUCAAGUUUGAUCCCAAAAUACUGCAUCUGCCAGCACACUCAGUGGAGAAGCUGGCACUGCUCAAGGACCAGGCGUGGAACGACUUCCUGCAGCAGGUGUGCGCCCAGAUCGACUCCACCGAGAAGACCGCGGGGGCCUCCCGGCUCAAGCUGAACCUCCUUUGCUAUCUGUGCGCGGUGGCUGGUCAGAGGGAGGUGGCCACCAGGCUCCUCCACUCCCCGCUGUUCCAACUGCUAAUCCAGCAUUUGCGAAUAGCCCCAAAUUGGGAUAUACGGGCCAAGGUCGCUCGAGUGAUCGGCUUACUGGCCUCACACACGGCUGAACUUCAAGAAAACGCACCUGUUAUUGAGGCAAUUACCCUCCUGACUGAGUUAAUUAGGGAAAACUUCAGGAACAGCAAAUUAAAACAGUGCCUGUUACCCACCCUCGGGGAGCUGAUCUACCUUGUGGCCACCCAGGAAGAAAAAAAAAGGAGCCCCAGAGAAUGCUGGGCUGUCCCCGUGGCGGCGUACACAGUGCUAAUGAGGUGUCUUCGGGAAGGGGAAGAACGUGUCGUGAAUCACAUGGCCGCAAAGAUCGUCGAAAACGUCUGCACCACCUUCUCUGCCCAGGCCCAGGGCUUCAUCACAGGGGAAGUCGGGCCUGCCCUGUGGCACCUCUUCAGACACUCCACGGUGGAUUCUCUCAGGAUAACAGCUGUCUCGGCCUUGUGCAGGGUCACGCGCCACUCCCCGACUGCCUUCCAGAACGUGAUCGAGAAGGUGGGCCUGAACGCUGUCAUGGACGCCCUGGCCUCCGCCAUCUGCCGAGUUCAGCAGUACCUGUUGACCCUGUUCACCGCCAUGUUGUCCUGUGGAAUUCAUCUUCAGAGACUGAUCCAAGAAAAGGAUUUUGUGUCUACAGUCAUCCGUUUACUUGACAGCCCGUCAGCUUCCAUUAGAGCAAAAGCCUUCCUGGUUCUUUUAUACAUUUUGAUUCAUAACCACGAGAUGCUGCUGCUCAGCUGCCAAGCAAGGCUGGUGAUGUACAUCGAGAGAGACAGUAGGAAGACCUCUCCAGGCAAGGAGCAGCAAAGCGGCAACGAGUACCUGUCCAAGUGCCUGGGCCUUCUCAUCCGUCACGUCGUGCAGGAGCUGCCGCGGGUCCUGGGUGACAUUGUCAACGCCUUGGCUAACGUGUCUGGUCGUAAACACCCAUCGACGGUCCAAGCGAAGCAGCUGAAGAUGUGUCUCCCCCUGAUGCCCAUAGUGCUUCACCUCGUCACCUCUCAGGUGUUUCGACCUCAAGUCGUCACGGAAGAGUUCCUUUUCAGUUACGGGACUAUUCUUAGUCAUAUUAAAUCGGUGGACUCGGGAGAAACUAACAUAGAAGGAGCCAUAGGACUGGUGGCAUCGGAAGAAUUUAUCAAGAUCACCUUGUCGGCUUUUGAAGCAAUAAUACAGUAUCCUAUUUUAUUGAAAGACUAUUGCUCUACGGUCGUAGAUUAUAUCCUGCCCCCCUUGGUCUCCUUGGUUCAAAGUCAAAAUGUGGAAUGGAGACUCUUCAGCUUGCGGUUGCUCUCAGAAACCGCCUCCCUGCUGGUGAGCCAGGAGGCUGAGGACGGCAGGAAGGAGGCGGGUGUCGAUGCGGACGGCAACCUUCUGGCUCUCAUCAGAGAUGGCUUACUUCCCCAGUAUGAGUCCAUCCUCACGGAGCCUGACCCAGUACCAGCGUACGCUCUGAAACUGCUGGUGGCCAUGACCGAGCACAGCCCAGCUUUCACCAGACUCGUGGAAGAAAGCAAACUGAUCCCGGUCAUUUUUGAAGUCAUUCUGGAGCAUCAGGAGAACAUUCUGGGGAACACCAUGCAGAGUGUGGUUGCGCUGCUCAGCAACCUGGUUGCCUGCAGAGACUCGAACAUGAUGCUGCUGUACGAACAAGGACUGGUUCAUCAUGUCUGUCACCUGUUCACCGAAACGGCCACCCUGUGCUUGGAUGUGGACAACAAAAACAGCAACGAGACGGCAGGCGCGCUGCUCUGCUCUCUGCUGGACAUCCUGCACGGCAUGCUGACCUACACGUCCGGUGUCGUCCGGCUGGCCCUGCAGGCUCAGAAGUCUGGCUCAGGAGGCGACACGCAGGCCGCAGAAGACCUGUUGCUGCUCAGCAGACCCCUGACCGCCCUCAUCAGCCUGCUCAUUCCGCUGCUUCCUGCCGAGGAUCCUGAGAUUUUCGAAGUCUCCUCCAAGUGUCUGUCUAUGCUGGUUCAGCUCUAUGGAGGGGAAAACCCAGACAGCCUGUCUCCUGAAAACGCAGAAGCCUUGGCCGACUCCCUGCUGUCCAAGGAGGACCCGAAGGAGCAGAAGCUUCUGUUGAGGAUUCUCCGAAGAAUGAUCACCGCCAGCGAGAAGCACCUGGAGAGCCUCAGGAACGCCGGGAGCCUCCUGCGGGCUCUGGAGCUGCUGGCCCGGGCGGGCAGUUCGCCCGCUGACGGUGCCGUAGCCGCCUUGGCCCUGGAGAUCCUCCAGGCCGUUGGACACUAGGCAGGAAGGCACGGAACGCAAGCCCACCCUGGGACUCCGGCCCACGGCGACACAGGCCAGGUCAGCGCCCAAACACAUUCGCCACCCACAGGUGUAUUUGGACCUAAUAAAGUCAGCUGGU
Messenger RNA from Artibeus jamaicensis (Jamaican fruit-eating bat), 4159 nucleotides. RefSeq names its product unc-51 like kinase 4 (gene ULK4). Gene Ontology annotation, molecular function: ATP binding; protein kinase activity. The coding region runs from base 214 to 4038 and encodes 1274 amino acids. Lineage: Eukaryota; Metazoa; Chordata; Mammalia; Chiroptera; Phyllostomidae. Gene Ontology annotation, biological process: protein phosphorylation. The record is from RefSeq and is a predicted model, not a curated record. The transcript has 37 exons.